UUCUGGAUGGAGAUGACAGCAGCAGGGAGCUCGUCAUACUGCGUAACCAGCCCCAUCCUCCCCCUGAGCCGCCCUCAUUGCCUUUCUUGGGGUCUGUGCCGGGUAUAUAACGCUGAGCAGAGCCGAGAGUGCACAGUGCUGCACACUACAGCAGCCUAUCUUACAGGAUCCCGAUCUACCUCUAUAUACACAGCACCUUCUGCACUACGUCUUCAUUGCGGCACUUGUAUAAUCGGCUCCGUGUGACUGGGACCCAACACCAUCCUGCGACUCUCAUGCGUCUACCGACCAUGUCCAGCAACUUUCUACUAGCCCCAAUUCCGGAGUCUGCGGACUAUUUCACUGUACGGGAUAUAAAAAUGGCUGUGAUGGGGGCCAGCAGUGUGGGCAAGACAGCAAUGAUCGUCCGAUUCCUCACAAAGCGAUUUAUUGGAGACUAUGAAACGAAUACUGGGAACCUGUACUCCAGACUUGUGAGCGUAGAAGGAGAACAUAUGUCUUUGCAGAUCCAGGACACUCCAGGAUAUGUCAAGGUGGAGGAUGACAUGUCCCAGGUAGCAGACAUGUUGCGGUGCGUGCAGUCAGCAGAAGGCUUCCUCCUGGUAUACUCCAUCACAGACUAUCGGAGCUAUGAAUACAUCCGUAACCUUCACCAGCACAUCCGGAAGGUCCAUUCAGACACUAAGACUCCCAUCAUUAUAGUGGCCAAUAAAGGGGACCUUCUCCAUGUGAGGCAGGUGCCCUCAGAAGCUGGCGUUCAGCUGGCCAGUGAACUGGGCUGCCCUUUUGUAGAAAUCUCCACUAGUGAAAACUAUCAGGACGUUUGUGAGGUUUUCCAGCAUCUGUGCAAAGAGAUCAGCAAGCACCAGUCCACCGGCAACGGAGAGAAAAGACGCGGCUCCAUAAUCCCCCGACCAAAGUCACCAAACAUGCAAGACCUAAAGCGACGGUUCAAACAGGCGCUGUCGCCGAAAGUCAAGGCUUCCUCAGCCAUUGCCUAGCCAAGAAUCUGCGUACCAAAGACUUAUUUUCUACAUUUUACAGAGUUAUUUAUUUUUGUAUGGACAUUCUCAGUGUGUAUGUCGAUAAGCAUACAUCAUA
Molecule: messenger RNA, 1101 nt
Organism: Hyla sarda
Lineage: Eukaryota; Metazoa; Chordata; Amphibia; Anura; Hylidae
Gene: RASL11A
Product: RAS like family 11 member A
Exons: 4
Coding region: 276-1001 (241 amino acids)
Molecular function (GO): GTPase activity; GTP binding
Source: RefSeq, a predicted model, not a curated record